Messenger RNA from Penicillium verhagenii, 1083 nucleotides. RefSeq names its product NAD(P)-dependent alcohol dehydrogenase. Gene Ontology annotation, molecular function: alcohol dehydrogenase (NADP+) activity; zinc ion binding. The coding region runs from base 1 to 1083 and encodes 360 amino acids. The record is from RefSeq and is a predicted model, not a curated record. The transcript has 2 exons. Lineage: Eukaryota; Fungi; Ascomycota; Eurotiomycetes; Eurotiales; Aspergillaceae. Gene Ontology annotation, biological process: alcohol metabolic process.
AUGGGUUCUACCGAUUACCAAUUCGAGGGCUGGAUGGGCCUCGACAAGGAGGCUGCCAAUGGCAACAUGGUCUGGCAGAAGUUUGAGCCCAAGCCAUGGGAGGAGACCGACAUUGACAUGCGUGUUACCCACUGUGGUAUCUGUGGCUCGGACAUGCACACUCUGCGCAGUGGAUGGGGACCUACCACCUAUCCCUGCUGCGUCGGACACGAAAUUGUCGGUAUCGCCGUCCGCGUCGGCUCCAAGGCCGAGGGAAACAUCAAGGUCGGUGACCGCAUCGGUGUGGGUGCCCAGAGCGGUGCCUGCUUGAACAAGAAUGGCGACUGUGAGGCCUGCGCCUCAGGUCUGGAGCAGCACUGCAACAAGAUGGUGGGCACUUACAACGGCACCUACGCCAACGGAGGCAAGUCCUUCGGUGGAUACUCGCUAUACAACCGCAGCAACUCGCACUUUGUUGUCAAGAUCCCCGACGCUAUCUCCUCUGCAGACGCCGCUCCCAUGCUCUGCGGAGGUAUAACGACCUACUCCCCUCUGCGCCAACACGGCUGUGGACCGGGUAAGAAGGUCGGUAUUAUCGGUGUCGGUGGCCUGGGCCACUUCGGUAUUCUCUUCGCCAAGGCGCUCGGCGCCGACCGCGUUGUCGCCAUCUCUCGCAAGGGUAACAAGAGGGAGGAUGCAUUGAAGCUCGGCGCUGAUGCUUACAUCGCAACUGAUGAGGACGAGGACUGGGUCAACAAUAACCGCCAGUCAUUGGAUCUCAUUAUCUCCACCGUGUCUUCCUCCAAGAUGCCAAUUGUCGGCUACAGCCAGCUACUGCGCACUCGUGGAACGUUGGUUCAGCUUGGUGCACCUGAGGAUGGUGGACUUGAGAUUCCUGCCUUCGCGCUGGUUAUGCAGGGUAUUAAGCUUGGUGGUUCUUUGAUCGGUAGCCCUGAUGAGAUUCGGGAGAUGCUGGAGCUUGCUGCUACUGCGAAUAUCAAGCCUUGGGUUGAGGAGCGCCCGAUGAAGGAGGCUAACAAGGCUAUCCAGGAUAUGGAGGACGGCAAGGCUCGGUUCCGUUACGUGCUGGUGAAUGAGCAGUAA